Molecule: messenger RNA, 3713 nt
Organism: Trematosphaeria pertusa
Lineage: Eukaryota; Fungi; Ascomycota; Dothideomycetes; Pleosporales; Trematosphaeriaceae
Exons: 8
Coding region: 237-3626 (1129 amino acids)
Source: RefSeq, a predicted model, not a curated record
GCCUGCACUUUGCCUCACGGCCUCCAGCUGCGGGGUUGUCAGAGGCUCGCCAACAACUCUCGACCAGCUUCACUUUUCGUCCAUUCUCAACCCCAAUUCUAUUUUGCCAAUUGUAUUCGUGUUAGGGUAACUUUUCCAGUUCCGGGGGCCUCGCGCUAUAUCGUAGAUUGCAUCGCGCCCUGGCCCGGCCCGCGCGCAGGCGGCGGGUGGAGCGCCGCCCUCUCCCUUGCCUGGCUAUGGCAGCUCCAAUAGGGACAACCAGACCUGCUAUUGAAAGACCUGCCGUCGAUGACCUCUGGGCUCGCGCAGCCGAUCAACUUUCCUCAACGGACAAGAAAGCGAUCAACUUCAACCGCCCCGAUAAACUCAAUAUUCUGAAGGAGCUACACCAUGAGGCCGAGCAAGCCAGGCAAACUGCUGUAAAGAAGCAAUGGACGUUUCGUCGCAAAAAUGGAGAGACCGUCAUUGUGAGGGACGUGUUCGAGAAAGUCAUCCGAUGGCUUGAUACAUUCAAGCAGGUGGGUGAUGUUGCGGUUCAAUACGAUCCGGCACAUGCUGCCCUGCCAUGGGCCGCGAUUCGCUUGAUUUUGCAGAUCGCGGUUAACGAUUCCAAUAUCCGUACCGCUGUCGUCGAGGGACUUGCGCUGGUAGCGGAAAUAAUCUGUCGCUGUGCCGUGGUUGAGAACUUAUAUCUUCCUCAACAAUCUGACGCGGGUGUUGAGCUGAAACGAGCCCUCGUGCAGCUUUACGCGAGUAUUUUGAUGUUUCUCUCCGAAUCCACCCGGUAUACAAAGAGAAUUACGAAUGGGAAAUCCAUUCUCGGUACACUAGCUGGCACAACUCAGCUCGACGCGACUCUGGGCCAGGUUCGACUCGACGAAGGGCUCGUGCAACGAUGCCAAUCACUCGCUGAUAAGGCCGAUUCAGUGCGCGGGCAUACUGAGCUCAAGGCCCUCCUGGAGAACAUUGAUGCACCAAUGCAGAGAGUUGACCAGAGUUUGAGGUCACUUCAGGAUGACCUUGACACUAGACGACGGAUUCAAAUAUUACAAUGGCUUUCGCCGGAGCCAUAUCUUCAACAUCACAAGCAAGCUAUCAGAGACAUGCUCCCUGGUACUGGGCAAUGGCUGCUCUCGGAUGUCCAGUUCAAGCAGUGGAAGAAGGAAAGUGCAUCCAGUAUCCUUUGGCUCCAUGGGGCACCAGGAACGGGUAAAAGCAAGAUCGUGUCUAUCGUCAUAAAAGAUCUUAUUCAAGGCUUCAGAGCUGGGACCAAUACCCAGCCAAUCUUUUUCUAUUGCUCACGGAAUCCAGCAGAAGCUUCACGAUCUGAUCCCCAAGCGAUUCUCGCCAGCAUAGCAAGACAGCUUUCUGCUGCAGAACUCGGAAAAUCUCUGCUAGACCCAGUGAUCAGAGUCUUUCUGGAGGAGGAAUCGACUGGCUUCGCAUCUGGCUCUACGUGGCAGCCCGAUAUCGAAGAAAGCUGCGAAUUGAUCAUGGAGCUUAUCAAGUUCUAUCCGAUGACUACCAUUGUCAUUGAUGCCAUGGAUGAAUGCGAUUCUACAAAACGAACCGAUUUCCUCAAAACCCUGCAAACGAUUCUCCAAAAGUCAACUUCACUCGUCAAGAUCUUCAUCUCCAGUCGGGACGAUCUGGAUAUCAAAUCGAUGCUUGAUGAUUACCCGAACGUGGUACUUGAUCAUUGGAAGAAUCGGAAUGAUAUUGAUCAAUUCGUGGAAAAGGAGGCUGAUCAGCUUAUCCGGGAUGGAAAGCUUUUUCGUCAUAGUGACUCCAAAGACGAAAUGAGAGAUGUCGUAACCAGCGAAGUCAAGAAAAAAGCAAAGGGCAUGUUUCGGUGGGCCAGCUUACAACUCCAAUACCUUUGCACGUUUAGCGUUGACGCCGACAUCAAAGCUAGCCUAGGGCGUCUCCCUCCAGGGCUGCAUGCUUCAUAUCGACAAAAUCUGACAGCAGCGACAGAGAGACCAGGGGAGCAUCAUGCAUUGAUUCGUAAGAACAUCUUUAGCUGGCUUCUGUGCUCGCAAUCCUAUCUCAGUACUGAGCGACUACUGUCCGCCGCAUCCAUAGGCAUAGAGAAAGGUUGCAGGGUCCAGUACUGCACCGUUGGUCUUAUUCUAGACAUAUGCAAUAACUUCGUGGUCCUCGAUACCGUCCAGAACACCUUCCGAUUCGCCCACCUGUCAGUUCGAGAGUUUCUCGAAAACGAACCAGAGUUUUCUUACCCAUCGAGCAAUGCUCUCAUCGCUGAGGUCAGUCUUUGGAUCAUGCUUUGUGGAAGCAAGAGUCCUUCCACAGAGGCAGUUAUGGCGCAUGUGAAUUGGAAUUCACAGGCCGCACUCGGCCAUGCCGAAGAAAUUGCCGAAUAUUGCUUCCGUUUUUGGGUCGGACAUUACAAAUCAGCCAGAGAGGAGGACUUUUCGAGCGCAUACAAGACCGCCUUAUUGUUCUUUCUAUUUGGAAAGAGCGAAGCCAUCUUCCAUUCAAAGGAGUGGAUGAGCCCCGUUGACGAAAUCCUGUCGCAGGUGUAUCUCAACCAACUCAUGGGGGAUAUCUCCAAUGUGGAUCGGAAAGGAUCCUCGCCGCCGGAACUAGCCACAUGGGAGAAAAACGCCAGACUACUUAAGGAUCGGCUCAGAGCCGAACGUGUGCCAGGGGUGAAAAUUCGGCCCAUAAAAAAGCGUCGAAAAUGGCAGUGCUUUGAUGAUGCAACAAUUCUUGCUCAUCCGACCGGCAAGGCAGGGGUCUUCCUUUGCUCAGCAAAUGACCUCAUCGAACCACUUCGAGCCGUCGACGCAAAAGACUUCGUGGAUUACGGUUGGACGAACGCGCAAGGUCUGAACAUACUCCAGGUCGCCGCAAAGAACGGCUGCUGCGCCGUGUUGAAUUACUUUAUGCACCAGACCCUCGCUACAAUUGACUUCAAUGAGGAUGUCUUGGUCGCACAGGCGCAGAGCGAGAGCGGCGCUGAGAUUCUCAGACUAUUCCUUGAUCGACGUAGCGGGCCAAUGGCGAUCACCGAGAAGGUGAUCAUCGAGGCUUCUCGAAACAAGCGCUGCGGGAUCGCGAUUCUGGAACUACUUUUGAGUACGGGACAACAGCUUCCUGUCACUGACAGUGUCUUUCUGGCAGUCGUACAGAGUCAUGGAGAUAGGAACACCAUACUUGAGAUUCUCCUCCGCCGCCAACGGUCAGCAUUUCAAGUGACCAAGGAGGUAGUCACGGCUGCACUGAAAUACACCUACACGCACGAGGUCAUGAAGGCAAUGGUGCUCAAUGGUAUACUGAAAGACUAUGGUGCCGAUCCUGCUACUCUAUUGCUCGCCUCCGAUCCAAUCGAGAGCGCCAGGAAGACAUAUUUAACCCAGCACCGGGGUGUUGUUGGAACUGGGCAGUAUGGCGUCUCAAGCCUUCCACGGUUUCCACUCGAACCAUGGGCACAAGAGACAUCCGGCCCGCCACUUCAAGUAGUCACAUCUCGUGAAGUCUUGAGCAAGAAUCUUAUCAGGGUGAUAUACAACAGGUCUGGUCGUUGGGUCUAUCUGAAUGUCAAGGAUAUUGGGGAAGAUGAAAUGCAAAAAAUCUUGGCGUUGGAUGUAUGGGAAUAUUGAAGGAAAGAGAAAAAGCCCGCGGUCCAGGCUGAGCCUUGAAGCAGCCACCAUAGUGGAAGCCGAAGCUCAUAGAUCUAAACAUGGAUG